AUGAAGACAUCGAUGGCGUGGCAAGACUUUCGGCGCUCAAACCAGGCUGCCACGGGUGUGUCAUCACAGGAUGGCGAUGACUCUGCUGGAGCAGAAGGGGACGGAUUCGCGGGUAUUACAUCGCAUGAGCCAGAGGACAUGAUAGUGGAACUUAUGGAUAAGUCCUUCCAUGCGGGUGAAGCGCUGGCGGAGAGAGAGCACGACGUCAGGCAGCUCAGCAAACAGGUGAAGGCCGCAAAGGCAACCAACCAGCAACUCGAGACCGAGGUCGCCCGGCUGACGACGUCUAAUGAAAAGCUGGCUGACGAUGAGGGCCGUUGGCACUCCAUAGCAAGGGAACUCCAGAGCAGGAUGGAGGCCUUCAGGAAGGUGUACGGCGCGAUCAGUGCAACAGGCGUUCAGGACAAGAGCAACGACGGCAGCGGUGAAGACGUCGACGAACAGCGCCAGCACUCGACAGCUCUUGACCAGCUCCGCUGGCUCAAGUCAGCAACGAGGGAGAUGGAAGACGCUUUAGCUGCUGCUCGGGAUAACAACUCCGCGGUCGAGCUCGCCAAAGAGCAAGCACAGACCCGGGAAGCAGAAGUGCGCAAUCGAUUGCAGGCGCGAGUGUCCGAGCUUGAGGAAGAGAUUGUAGUUCGAGAUGCCAACUCCCAGUCGGAGCAAAGCGCUCUCCGCGACGCUUCUGCUAAGCAAGCGCAGGAGUUGCGGCAAGCUUUAGAAGAAAUCACUCACUGUCGAGCAGCGUGCGCAACGGCAGAAGCCACUGCACAAGCCGGAGAGGAUGCGAGGUGCGCUGCGGUCGAGAUCGCGACCACGAUACAAGCACAGCUCGAGGGGGCGCAGGAGGAUGUGAAGCUGGCUCAAGAGGGAACGCAGACCGUCACGGGACACCUCGCUGAGGCCCGUGCUGCGGUAGAAACAUCCCAGACGGAGGCGAAGCGCAGGCAUGAGGCGCAAGGCGUUGCCGAAACCAGCGCCCAACAAUUAUCACAACGAGUAGUCGAGCUGGAAACUCUGCUCCAGGAUACACGACUGCAGGCGUCCCAGGCGGAGGGGGACCUAGCUGAUUCCUCGCAAAAACUCACGGAGUUGUCAAAGGUCGCCCAUACGUACCGAGGACAGGUUGCAGAGGCCACUACCAACUUAGGCGAGCUCCGUUCGCACGCAGACGCGCAGGAGAGACGGCUUCGAGAGUCGCUGCAGAGAGUGACGGAACUAACGGACGACGUGCAAACACUCCGUGCUCAGCUCAAAGAGAAAGACGCGGCGGCCAGCCGGGCAGAGGGCGACGCCGAGAGAGUUUUGCACGGCACAUCUGUGGCGAUAAGGCAAGCCGAAGGACUUCGUAAGGAAGUUGAGAGACUUAAGGCGGGAGCCAUGGCAAUGAAGCGAGAAUAUGCAGAGCAAGCUGCAGGAUUGGGUAACGAGUUAUUGAGGGUGACGGCACGCGCGUCAAGGGAGCACGCUGCACAUGCUCAAGAGCUGCGCGACGAACUAGCAAACACGAAGCAAGGGGCCGCAUCCGUUGCUGAAGAGAGUGCCGCGCAGGCCGAAGAAUCGCGCCGGCACCUGGCGGGUGUCUACGCUUCGGCCGCCCGUACCGCUCAGGAGAAUGCCGUACAUGUAUUAGCACUGCGUCAGGAACUGGAGCGUGCCAACGUGGCCGUACUUACUGCUCAAGACAACGCUACGAACAUUGAAGGACUGCGCCGAGACCUGAGCAUGGUCAACGCGGAACUGUGUGGUGCUCAAGAUGAAAUCACACGCGUGAACGAGGCCCGCAUGGCAGCAGAGGCCGAUGCAAGGAGGUCGGAGAGUGCUAGGGUAGGUGCUGAGAUGGCGUGGGAGGAGUCACGGCAGCAGGGGGCUCAGCUGACUGAGGAUGUGCGCGCCCUCAAGGCACAGCUGUCCGAGGCAAGGGCUUCGGCAACCCAUCUGGAAGCGGAGAUUGAGGAGCAGAGGGGGGCCUUGGAGAUGUCAAGCCUUAAAGUGAACCAGCUGGAAAAGAGGGCAAUCGCGGUAGAACGGGCUCGAGAUGAGGAGGCACCUGAAACAGCAGCAUCGGCAACGGUCGGAGCCCCCGGUCCACUCCCUGUGGUAGCGGCACCGGUGUUUAGGGUAAACGGCGACACGUGCGCUAACGUCCUGUUUGGGGUAACCGCUCCGGCUAACAACGGAAACGCUCCCACCGGCGGAAAAGAACAAGCCUCUGCGAUAGCCAAUGGGGUGGCACCUUGCUCUACAGGCGCUGAGGCUGAACAACUUCAAGCACAUGCGGAAGCGAUGGAAUUAGAGCUGAGAUUUACGUGGGAAUCCUUCCAGCGGCAACUAAGCGCCAUGGCUCGUGAGAAGGUGGCCAUCCAGAAACAAGUCAAAGAGGUCACUGGGCAAUGUACCACCCUUCGAAAACAGGUGUCGCACUACAAAAAGGUGGCCAAGGAAAGGGAGGCGACUGAGCAACAUGAAGUUAUCGAGCUUCGGGCUCGCUUAGAAGAGGCACAAAGGACACUGGUGGAAAUGUCGCAAGAAUUGGCUGCAAAGACACAGGAGACGGAUUCGUCCCGAGCCCUUGCAAACACUCUGGAGCACCGGAUGCAGGAGGUUGAGUCCGACAUGUUGGGGUUGAGGAAGGCUUUGGAAUCUGCGUCUCAAGAACUGUCUGCAAAGGAGCGGGAAGCGGUGUCGGCCAGAGCCCUAGCUGACACUCUGAAGCACCGAGUACACGAGGUCGAGUCCGAAGUGUUGGCAUCACAGAAGACUUCGGAGGCCACGGAGGAAGAGCUCGCGUCCGCCCUUGCCAGCGCAAGCAAGCUGCAAAGUGCCUUGUCCAAGGUUUCUGAGCUCGAGAGCGUUGUUCGUGGUUUGGAAGGGGAGAAGCUCCACUUGAAUGAGACCACCGAAGCUCUCGCAAGCCGAGCCAGUGCUAAGCUUUUAGAAUUACAGGAGGUGAUUCGCUCGCAAAAGGAAGAGAAAGCGAUUGCGUCGCAAACGUUCGACGAAGCCGAGGGGGCGCGGGCGACGCUGAUGAUGACGUUGAGAGAUAUCGCUGAGCUGGUUGGGUGCGAGCGCAGCGGAGAAGCUGUUGUGUCCAGCCUCAGGAUCGCAGACAAGAUCACCGAGGUAAAGCAGCAGCUGGCCACUGCGGAGGACGUACUGGAAGCCACGGCGCAGGCCUUGCUACGGACUGCGGUCGAGGGAGAGGUUGCCCUCGGUUCAGGGUGGAGCUGGAUCACCCGUGGCGUCACCAGCCUGCAGCGCCGAAUGCAAGUUGCAGAAUCGGAGCUUUCGCGAAGGGCGGUAGCCCAAGACGAUGGCGGUCUUCGUGACAGAGCACAGACGGAAGAAAGAUCAACAUCAGCAGUGGUCGAAUGCAACGGAAACACUGUGAUGCAUGAGGUGGCUCUCCGGCAAGCCAAGGAGGAAGUAGAGACCGUCAAGGCGACCCUCAGGAAGGAGCGGCUUCUGAUGGUUGCUUUCCGGAGAUGGGGUCACUUUUACCUGGCCUUGAGCAAUGAGGCCCUUAAGAAGCGGACCAAGGAGAAAAACCAGGCUCGCAGCCGGAGGGCCAAGCCAGAAAUCACGCCGUCGAGCAUGAUGGAACAGACGCGUAACGAUACAGGGCGCAGCCGCCGGCGUGGUGGUGGGCGAGAGCCGUUGCAGCUGACGUCCUCCGAGGUUCGACUCAUGGUGGAGAAGGAGGCCGUAACGGUUGCACGCGAACUCGCGGGCGCACCCACUGCAUCGUUGCUCGCGCUUGUUGACGCGAGGAAAGAUAUGGACGACGUAUCUAUGAAGGCCCAGGCGACGCUUGGCGUGUUGUAUUCGCAGCCGCCGUUGACGCAAGACGCCGACGUGGCGAAGGAUGGCAGCAUGAUGCGCAAGAUCGAGAGGCUUCCCCACGAAGAGGGAGAGGCCCUAAACGCUUUGCCAUCGCCUGGCCGCCAAAUGAGGGCAAGUGCCAAUAUUAGCGUCGAAGCCGCAGGGGCUAACCUGUCGGAAGAAGCUCUGCCGGAGCCGCCGACCGCGCCGAUUGUGCCGAUCAGUCAGCAGGAGUCCGAGGCCGCCCAAGCUGCCGAUCUUGCGGGUGUGACGAGGGCCCUAAACAAUGCCCCACCGGGCAGGACGACAGGGCCGCUGGUAGAGGAUGGUGUUUCGAAGAAAGAGCGGGCCGAGUUCCUCAAGAGGCAGAGGGAGGAGCGAAAGUUGAACAGGAAGAAGGGAAUGCAAGCUUCCUCAGGCAGUGCGGGGUUCCGCAACCGCCGGACGUCUGCUCCUGCGACGAUGACUCCGGCUGCCGUCGACGCACCACCAGGUCCGCGUACCCCACCAACUCUCCACCGCGAGGCGAACUUCUGCCAAGCGACUCCGAAGACGGCCAUCGAAGACAAGGGAUCAUCAGGAAGCAAGCGAAUUCCUCCCCCAUGUAUGGCGUUCACUGCUGGCGUGUCACCGAAGGACGCGGCACCGACAGGAGAGGGCCAGCAGGGCGGGGGUCCGUCCUCACGUAGUGAUUCGACGCCGACUGGCGAGGCUGUUCCACCCUUUAGGGCGUCCCCGCCCCGUAUGUUCAACCCGAUGGCUGUUCCCCCGCCUAUCGCACCUCCGAGCGCAACCACCAGCUCCCACGCUCCGCCUCCCAUGCACCCGUCCAUGGCGUUUAACGUCAACGAGACGGUGGAAAGGGCGUUGACGGAGGCGAGGCGCGACGCCGGCUUAGCUGAGAGAAACGCGACGUUUUGGAAAUGCCGAUUAAGGGAUUUAGCGGUGUGGGCGGCAUCGUUUGUUAUUCUCACGUACGCGUCCGACCACGGGUUCGAGGGCUGCUAA
This is a messenger RNA of Ectocarpus siliculosus, 4830 nucleotides long. The record is from the annotation of a GenBank genome assembly. Lineage: Eukaryota; Phaeophyceae; Ectocarpales; Ectocarpaceae.